AGAGGGCGGGCUCAUCAAUGUGGGCUUUUUUUUUUUUCCUCGGAUUUAUGUGUGUUGUAGACCAGCUGAAAAUGGCGGCUCGGAGCGACGAAUCCUUCUAACUUUAUCGCGUAAUAAUAAACCGAAACAUACAUCACACCUGCGGCCAAGUAACACGAGGAUGAACUUGUUUUAGGAGCUGCAUACACUGAACUUGUGAAACGUCACUCGGGCUGCUGCGACCAAACGGCGUCCCAACGUCGAGGUAAACCCCUAAACUGCCGCUGCUAACAUCGGCUAGGUAGCUUGCUACGACAUCAAAGAAAUCGGAACAGGGCGAGCCCAUUGCGCAGUGUGGUUUCCACCACGUAAAUACCAACGCUGUUUCGGAAUACAACUCUUUAAAUCACUCCCCGUCGAUACUACCUGACGUGACUUCUGUGUUAUUAAAACAGUAUUUGAACAGGAUGCUAGCAUUAGCUUAGCUGUGUGUACCUAGCUUUGCCACUGAGAAGAACCCAAGUGUCAAAACGGGACCAAAACAUUGGAUUAUAUCGGACUUUUUUAUCUUCCAUUUUUGACGCCUUCUCAUGAGCCUUUGCCUGUCGUUUAGAGACUAUGGAGGAUCCUCAUACGCGGUACAGCAAACGCCUGCGUACCGGUACGCGUCGGCGGUACCAGGAUGACGGAAUCUCGGAUGACGAAAUCGAAGGGAGACGAAUGUUUGACCUGGAUGAAAAGUUGCAGUGUAGCAGGUUUGGCUCUGAAUUGGUCAAACACAUGGAGGGAAAAGACUUCACAUUUGAAUAUAUCCAGCGCGAAGGGCUUCGGGAUCCCAUCAUCUUUGAAAAAGAUGAAGGCCUUGGAAUACAAAUGCCAGACUCUGAUUUUAGCGUGAGUGAUGUAAAGGUCUUUGUUGGCAGUCGGCGCAUCGUUGAUGUGAUGGAUGUCAACACCCAGAAGGGCAUCGAGAUGUCAAUGGCGCAGUGGCGGCGCUACUACGAGACGCCGCCAUCUGAAAGAGAAAAACUUUACAAUGUUAUCAGCUUGGAGUUCAGCCACACCAGACUGGAGAAUCUAGUUCAGCGACCGGCUUCAGUGGACCUGAUUGACUGGGUAGACAAUAUGUGGCCCCGGCACCUUAAGGAGCGACAAAGAGACUCAACUAACGCCAUCAUUGACAUGCACUAUCCCAAAGUACAGAAAUACUGUCUAAUGAGUGUUCAGGGCUGCUUCACAGAUUUCCAUAUCGACUUUGGAGGCACUUCAGUGUGGUACCACAUCCUCCGAGGUGGAAAGGUGUUUUGGUUAAUUCCACCUAGUCCUCAGAACCUGGAGAUGUAUGAGAACUGGGUUCUAUCAGGAAAACAGGGAGACAUAUUCUUGGGUGACAAGUGUCAUGACUGCCAGAGAAUUGAGCUCAAGCAGGGCAACACCUUCAUGAUUCCUUCAGGGUGGAUCCAUGCUGUGUACACACCCGAGGACACCCUAGUGUUUGGAGGCAAUUUUCUUCACAGCUUUAAUAUUCCCAUGCAGCUCAACAUCUACAGUAUUGAAGAUCGCACUCGGGUCCCAGCGAAGUUUCGCUACCCAUUUUACUAUGAGAUGUGCUGGUAUGUCCUGGAGCGAUACCUCUACUGCCUGACAAACAUCUCACACCUCACCCCUGAGUUCCAAAAGUACUCCCUUGGCAUAGGGCUGACACAAGCAGAUCUCAGGAUAAAUAACAAUACAGGCAAUGGUACCACUAAUGGUGUUGACUGUGAUGUUGAAAUAAAAUCAAAGGAAUCUGAAGAUGAAGAAAUCCAAAUGGACGGAAACGAUCACAUAAUCAAACCACAGCAUAUAUUGACCCCUUUUGAACUUGAGGGGCUGUGGAACCUUGUAGGGAAGCUGGAGGAAUUGCCUGCAAACAAGAAGUGCAUUCCUUCUGGGAUCGAGAAUGCUGAAGCCUUACUCGAAGAUAUGAGAGCUGUACUUAAAGAGCACGUAACUGAUAGCCCCAAGCUGUCCUACACUGGGGAACCCAUUGUCAAGUGGCCCAAAAGACCAUCAUGGUACCGACCCCCGUCACCUCCACCAGCGCCACCUUGCCGGCCCCGAUUGGCUAAUCCCUUACACAAGCAUUCCAGCCAGAGAUCCAACAAAUGCUCGCGCAUCUCUGCUUUGAGGCGGCGGCGUGUGCGGUGCAAGACUUGUGCCGGGUGCCGCAGGAAAGAAUGUGGCGACUGCCAAUUCUGUCUUGACAUGAGGAAGUUUGGUGGGCCUGGAAGAAUGAAAAAGGGCUGCGUCUUGAGACAGUGUCUCAUGCCUGCUUUGCCAAAUACAGCCCGGUGUGCCAUCUGUGAAGAAGGGGAACCAGAAGACUCACAUCCAAGCACUCACACACUAAUGGAGUGCUCUGUUUGCUCACGGAUAACACAUCGGCGAUGCAUGAAGGAUCCUGGCGAGGGGAAAAUGAAUACCGAUUUACCGAGCUGCUGGGAAUGUCCUAGGUGUUACAACAGCAAAGGAUCAGCAUCAGAACAGUCUUCUAGUGAGGAGGAAAGUGAAGCAUCAGAGAGCUCAACAUCAUUGCCCCCGACCAAACCUGCAUAUCGAGAAGGUAUCGGCGUAGGACAAAAGCUGUUGCGGGGCCGACGUGGCAGACCAUCAGGACCCACGUCCCGACCCACAGCCCCGCCACCCUCUCAGAAACUGCUACUACAGCAUCGACAAAACCGCAAAAGAGCUAGUCUACUAGAGAUUCGACUCAAGAAAAGGAUAAAACUAGAGCGCAGCAAAAUUCUUGCACAAAAACAAGCAAUGGAGCGUGCCAAGUUGCAGUCUCGCCUGCGCUCUCCAGUGAGCACACUAUCUCAGGGCAGAGGUCGGGGCACCUCGUGGCCAAGUGGCUCCUCUCUCGGAAUCUCUUCCAGACUGACUGGACCCCCUCAGCAACAGUCUUCUACCAGGCUGACCUUUGAACCCAAGGGAGAGGCCCACAGAGGGCGGGGCAGAGGGGUGAGGCUUCGUGGAGGAGGAGCUGGUAGAGGAACGACAGGUGGUAGGUAUCAUCAGGGGUUAGAAGAAGAGAGCGAGGACAGUAGCAGCAGCAGCACCAACAGUAGCUCCUCUGAUGAAGAGGAAGAGGAGAGGGUGCAAAAUGGUGGGCGAGCGGGCGAUAAAGAGAACCUGCCACAGUGUAGGCAAGGAGGUCGAGCAGCCAAAGACAGAGAAGAGGAAGAGCAGCGAGACACCAAACAAAAUGGUGCAGAGUGUGAUGGCAAUGAGAUGGAGCAGGACACUGAUGGAUCAUUGGUUAAAGUGACACUCCAAAGACCAACCAAGGACAAACAGGCGCCUACAGCCAUUGUCCCUAAACUUGAGGCAAUCACUCCUCAAUCAGCCGCCUCGUCAACACACAACCCUAACAAAACCCUCAUAAGGCCGCCUAUCAGAAACACCAACAAACAUUCCAGCAGGCACGUGCCAGCAAUCACUCGCAGUGGACACACUCGCACCUCCCACCACUCAGAGGGGCACGGUGUCACCAAAAGAAAAAAGUCAAGCAGCACAGCCAAGCUGAGCAAUGGUGCUUCCUCGUCUUCAUCCUCUGAGCGUCCACACCAUCGCAUCCCUUUGUCAGCCUUACAGAAAGGAGGGGGCAAAGUUGACAGGGAGGGCAUUGGGAGUGGGCCGGACUGUGAGAGGGAAGUGUGGGUGUCUGUCUUCCGCUACUUGAGUCGAGCAGAUCUCUGUGUGUGUAUGGCAGUCUGCAAAAACUGGUACAAAUGGUGUCUUGAUAAGCGGCUUUGGACGCAAAUUGACCUGAGUAUCAAACGCACUGUUACGCCCCAAGCACUAACAGGAAUUAUAAAGAGGCAACCAUCUUCACUCAAUCUUUCCUGGACCAACAUCUCCAAAAAACAGCUAAGCUGGCUUGUUGGCCGCCUUCCGGGUCUGAAAGAUCUGAUGCUGGCAGGUUGUUCCUGGACGUCGAUUUCUGCGCUCUGUUCCUCUGCUAGUCCUCUCCUCCGCUCUUUGGAUGUGCGGUAUGCAGAUGGGGUCAAAGAUGCACAGAUCAGGGAUUUGGUCACUCCUCCAGGUUGCGACAACCGCAGUCAUUUGAGGGCUAUGCAGUGUUUGCGACUUGCUGGUUUGGACAUCAGCGACUCCACCCUACGUCUGGUGAUCCGCCACAUGCCCCACUUGACGAAACUGGACCUUUCUCACUGCAACAGCCUCACAGACCACUCCAUCAACCUGCUGACCGCGGUGGGUUCGUCCACCCGGAAUACGCUAACAGAACUCAACUUGUGUGGGAGCAGUAAGCUGACAGACACAUGUCUGAAGUAUCUCCGCCGCCUGUCUUGUAUAUCGCUACUCGACCUGCGAGGCUGUAAAGGAGUUUCCCGCAAAGCAUGCGAAUCCUUUAUCUCAGAGUUAUCCGUCAACACGCUUUACUGCCUGUCGGAUGAAAAACUGAUCCAGAGGAUAUCCUAAAGUUGGAUUUAAAGUGACAUGACAAUGUGAGGACGUUCACGUACACAUGGAACGCUGUUAUGCAGGGGUGAGGUUUUGACAGAGAGCGCUUACUCACUUAUCUGCUGUUGGUAAAAGCUAAAAAGAGACUCAGGAUUCCUUUUUUGUCUGACCUUUUGAAGGGGGGGAUUAUAGGUAAUUAAUUAGACGUUAUCAACAACACAUCCAUUGAAUUGCACCUUCAGUUUAAUCUGAACAUGUCACUUUUUGCCUCAUGCACAGCAGUUUCGAGUUGAUAUUCUUUAAAGUCAAAUUUUGAAAUGGAGUCCCUAAGUUGUAAAAGGUGUUUACUUGGUAGACAUGCAUGAACAUAAAAGUGAGUCUCAUCAAUCAGGCAACUGGAUCCUACCCUAUUGUUGUUGAGGGAGGCAAUGUUGUAUAAGUGUUCAAUGACAAGCCAAGGAGCAGGUGUCACUUCAGUGGUGCAUUUCAGACCACCAUUAGACAUCAGGUGCUAUUAUUUCCAAAUUCUUGUUUUUGUACAGAGACUGUUUAGAGAAAUCUAGUUAUAUCACACAUGUUUUGAUAUAUUUUUCUGGGAUGGAAUUUUUUUCCCCACAGAAUUUCAUGAGUCCAAUUUAGAGGUGUAUGGUUUGUUCUGUUUGGUCGGGGAAUAGAAUUUUCUGUUUGCAUCCAUUGAGUACAUUGAGCCCUGAACCAUUGAGCCCUGCUACAAGCUCAUGGCAGAUACAGCUCCUGUGGCCUCAUUUCUGCUAAUGGGAAAAAAUAUAUAUAAUUUUGUGUAAAAACAUUUCCCUCUUUCGGUGUUCAAAAACGGGGAUUCUUGUAGCAUUAUAAUUAUUUUUCGGAUUGUUUUUAAACUUCAUGUUAUAUGUAUUAUUUUUCAAGAAAAAUAAAAACCAAUGAAUUUCAA
Messenger RNA from Corythoichthys intestinalis (scribbled pipefish), 5377 nucleotides. RefSeq names its product lysine (K)-specific demethylase 2Ab (gene kdm2ab). Gene Ontology annotation, biological process: protein demethylation; regulation of transcription by RNA polymerase II. The transcript is spliced from 22 exons. NCBI's taxonomy places the organism in Eukaryota, Metazoa, Chordata, Actinopteri, Syngnathiformes, Syngnathidae. Bases 598 to 4464 code for a protein of 1288 amino acids. Gene Ontology annotation, molecular function: zinc ion binding; protein binding; DNA binding. The record is from RefSeq and is a predicted model, not a curated record.